Molecule: messenger RNA, 726 nt
Organism: Drosophila bipectinata
Lineage: Eukaryota; Metazoa; Arthropoda; Insecta; Diptera; Drosophilidae
Gene: Pfdn5
Product: prefoldin 5
Biological process (GO): RNA polymerase III assembly; protein folding; RNA polymerase II core complex assembly
Cellular component (GO): cytoplasm; prefoldin complex
Source: RefSeq, a predicted model, not a curated record
UCGGCUCUCAGCGCUCAUCACUUGCACUUAUUCGAUUCACACCGAAGUGACCGAAGAGAUUUGUAUUUAAUUUGUUUUAAAUUACAAGUUUUGGCACACAGCAUGGCAGCAACAGCAAACGCACCGGGCAAGGCCGAGAUGAUUGACCUGACCAAGCUUAGUCCGGACCAGUUGAUGCAAAUAAAGCAGGAGUUUGAGCAGGAAAUGAGCAAUAUUCAGGACUCGCUAUCAACUCUGCACAGCUGUAAAGCAAAAUACGCCGGCUCCAAGGAAGCACUAGAAACUUUCCAGCCGGACUGGGAGAAUCGCCAAAUUCUUGUGCCGCUUACAAGUAGUAUGUACGUUCCAGGACGUGUGAAGGAUCUCAACAACUUUGUGAUCGACAUUGGCACUGGCUAUUACAUCGAAAAGGACCUAGAAGGCUCAAAGGACUAUUUCAAACGACGUGUGGAGUACGUCCAGGAGCAGAUUGAGAAAAUCGAGAAGAUCCAUCUCCAGAAGACCCGCUUCCUGAACUCUGUGAUCGCAGUGCUGGAGUUGAAACAGGCAGCUGCCACAAAAAUGUUGCAGGCCCAGCAGCAGCAACAGGCUCAGGCGGGCACCCCGAGCGCCUAAGAUAAUUAAAUUAUUCAAAUCAUAAAGGAUGUGUAUGCAUUUAAUUAACGUAGUUUAUUAAAUUGUUCAACUAUUUUUUGGCCUCCUCCAAAGCCAAGCUAAGGACCUUAA